Molecule: messenger RNA, 564 nt
Organism: Trichoplax adhaerens
Lineage: Eukaryota; Metazoa; Placozoa; Uniplacotomia; Trichoplacea; Trichoplacidae
Exons: 1
Coding region: 1-564 (187 amino acids)
Biological process (GO): lysosome localization; positive regulation of anterograde synaptic vesicle transport; organelle transport along microtubule
Cellular component (GO): synaptic vesicle membrane; BORC complex; cytoplasmic side of lysosomal membrane
Source: RefSeq, a predicted model, not a curated record
AUGGGUCAACAGAUAUCAAGCGAUAGCCCCAGUAGGCAAGGCAAAGGAACGAGUUAUCAAGAUUCGUAUGCCCAAGCCAAUACCAUGAUCACCGUCAAUGACGGCUCUCCAGCAAGAAUGUUAGUCAAGAAGCAUAUUCAAGAAGAUGAAGACUUUAAAGCCUUACAAAAACUACCUAAAUUUUCCCCUUUAAUGAGAGGCUCUCUCAAUUUACCGGUUAUGCGAGAUUCUGGAUUCCUUAGCAAGAUGGAAAGCAAGCAUGUUAUCAGUUAUGUUAAUCGCUAUGAGGAACAUUUAAGAUUAUGUAGCCAAAUGAUAACCAAUGAUCAAGUUAUGCUAGCUAGUCGAAUGAAAGAAAUUGAUUAUUUAAUGGAUUUAGUGCACAAUAAAGUGGCUGAAAGGCAACAAAAGUUAAAUCAUUUCGCAGUUUGUGCUAGGACGAUCCAAACCAUCGAAAGCGAUAUUCAAAGGAUCCAAAAAAAUUUAGAAGAUUCCACCGCUUUAGCCGAGCAAUUUAAUGACCUACUACCUGAAGGACAUAAAUUGGAACCUUUAUCACGCUAA